CUAGCGCUGAAACGAAGUUACUUUGGAUCGAAGUUGGGUCAAAUAGUCAUAUUUUUGGCCAAGGAAUUUGUGGUAGGUAGUCCAUUUUAUUUGUCUCUUCCGGACGUUUAAACUAAUUUAGUUGUUGAGCCACAGCUCAACAGUUCAAGGCUAUGUGAAAUGCUUUACACACCUCUAAAUAUGUCAAAUGUCAAUGUCAUUACUAAAAACAUUAUAACCUACAAGUAACGCGUCGUGUUUUUCUUGUUUUGUGUUGUUACACUUUGUUUUGCCACAAUUUUAUCGUUACUGUAUUUGGUUAUAUUAUUGUAUGAUUUCAUUAAAUCUAUUGACGUGAAUUGUAAUGACUACAAUUAUUUGAUAAACAGAUGUAUUGCCCUUCACGACUUUAGAAAACGUAAAUAUGUCGAGUUGGGUCGGUUACGCAGUGUCCGUAAAUUGUGGAGAGCCCCUCGGCUGUUACCAGGGCACAAUUGUGGCAACCGAUGGCAGCACAAUAACGCUAACAAAGGCUUUUAGAAACGGUUUUCCCUAUCCAAAGUCUAAGGUUACGCUUAAUGCUGUUGACAUAAAGGAGUUAAAGAUCAUAGAAGAGACACAUGGCAUGCUCACUGAACAAACACACAGCACAGUUUCAGUCACUAAGAGCAACAAGAAGGGGCAGCGGGCUACUGUGUGUGAAAAUUUGCAGGCUAAUCCGUCAAAUUUAGUUAAUACUGGAAGUCCAGCAGCGAGCCAUGUGAGCUCAGUGCAGGCGGGGCCGGGCCGCAGCAAGCCCAUCGACAUACAAGCUCCUAGAGGCAAUAAGAAUAUUACCCAUUCAGGUAGGCUGCGGUGCGGUGGAACCAUCUUGUUGCAUUAAUUCAUCAAAGUCUGUUCCUUCCGUAUUAUCGCACAUAUAUUGUCUCGCUGGCGCAGCG
Molecule: messenger RNA, 920 nt
Organism: Papilio polytes (common Mormon)
Lineage: Eukaryota; Metazoa; Arthropoda; Insecta; Lepidoptera; Papilionidae
Gene: Edc3
Product: enhancer of mRNA-decapping protein 3
Exons: 3
Coding region: 404-862 (152 amino acids)
Biological process (GO): deadenylation-independent decapping of nuclear-transcribed mRNA; P-body assembly
Cellular component (GO): P-body
Molecular function (GO): mRNA binding
Source: RefSeq, a predicted model, not a curated record